Molecule: messenger RNA, 2965 nt
Organism: Drosophila rhopaloa
Lineage: Eukaryota; Metazoa; Arthropoda; Insecta; Diptera; Drosophilidae
Exons: 7
Coding region: 152-2626 (824 amino acids)
Source: RefSeq, a predicted model, not a curated record
AAAUACGGUCACACUAAACAACAUAGAACGCGGAAAACAUUCGAAAGGGAAGCGUCAUUUACCCAUUUAAAUAGUGCGCAAAUAAUAACACAAGCUUUGUUGCAUUGGCAUUCAGUGAGUAAAAGUGAAUCGGAGCAAUUUGCAAUAUGAAAUGGACCUGCAACAGUUUCUUUCCUUGGAGCGCCAGCAAUUGCAAAAGGAACGCCAGCGCCUGGCCAACCAAAAUCCUUGCCCUGCCGCCCUGCUAAUGAAGUCCACCGACCUCAAAGUGCAAUGUCGCAGGGCCAAGGAGUUUAAGGAACCCACGGAGUCCAAUGAACCCGCCACUCAGUCGUCUUCCUUGGCAACCGUCGGCCAAAACGAAGAACUUCACUUGGACUUGCACCUGGAUGAAGAGGAGGGUGCAGAGCUUCCGGAGGGGGUGGUGCACCCCAGUCCCUCGAAAUCGACCAAGGAAUUCGCGAAUCAGCGCCAGCUGCUCGUCGGCAGCGCUCGUCAGUACAAGUCGCCGGAUGCCUCGAUACGGCGCAAUUUGGAGAACGAGCGACCCGUCAGCGAGAACCGCUUCCCGAUCCGUCGGUCGGAUGAUAUGGAGCAAUGGGUUACGGACACAUUUUAUUCGUACUUUCCUGGCUUUAACAAUGAAAAUCAGAAGCGGCAGAAUUAUUUGCGUGAGCGACAGCGCGAGAACCAGCAGAACUUUCUCAAGCACCAGAUGCUUCAUCCGCCGGUCACCAAGCAUCAGCGACCGGGACAAGUGAGGAAGGCAUCCCAACCCGCUGCGGUUCCGGCACAAAACCGCUCCAGCCAAUCUAGCACAAGCACCUCGAACCACAGCACAACGGAUAAGACUGACUUAGAGUUAAUUGUAAAUAGUAAUCCCAACUAUGUGCCGCCUAAAAUUCGGCCCGGCACAACACGUCAAAAACUCCUCCAUGAUCUGGGUCAUGUGGAGCUGUCGAAUAUUGUGACAGGAGAUGGUAUUAUGGAGCGGAAUCUGCGGAGCGCCGAGCUGGAAACAGCUCGCAAAAAGGAUUACCAGCGGGAUUUAAUGCAGCAAAUUGAUGAGAAGCGUCGAUCAAUAGAAUUGAUUAGGGAAAAGGAGCGUCGUCAGGAGGAGGCUUUAACCAGACGGCUGGAGGCACAAUUAAAGACAAUACAGUUGGAGGAGCAGUUGGAGAAGGAGCGCCUGCGAGCUGAAAGGGCUCGCAUCGACUCGGAACAGAACCGCUUGAUGCGUGAACAGUUGUUGGCCAAGUUGGAACAGGAUGCCCAGUUGCUGCACGCCAAGGAGACCAACAAUCUAGCUGAAACGCCUAGAACAACGCGCACUAAAGGCAAGAGCAACAACGCCAGUAAUAUCAGCACAGAAAGCAACGCCAACAGGGUAUACAAAUACUUUAGUAACUCUGCACAUCACGAGUACAGACGUGGUCAGCCAUUGCCGCCUGCGGUUGAGCUGGACUUUGACGUGCCCCAAAUGGCCAAGAUCGAGCGCGAGUGCUUCCACCUAUGCGACAAGAUUUGUCCGCUCUGCGACGAACCGCUCAAGAGCUACGAGAGUUGCUGCCUGCGAUGCCAGCGGAAACUGGCCCUAAAACUGAAACAAAAGGAUCCCAAGCGUAAUGGAGAAAAUGCAGACAAACCAAGCGACGACUCAGAGGAGGGCAAGGAUGAGGCAGAGCAGGACGAUGAUCAAGCGGAGGAACCCAACCACAACUGCCAGAACAGCUAUGCGCUUGUGUGCCACAAGUGCGAGCGCCUCUAUGCCAUGUGCAGCCAGUGCCUGGCCAAAAGUGAUGUCUGCCGAGCUUGCCAGCGGGAGCGGAAUGUAUGUAUGAACUGUCGCCGCAAUCUGUGCUCUUUUUGCCUGGAGGAAGUUGCCUGCGGCAGGGACACGGAACGCACGCAUGUUAAUGACACGGAAACCACCAGGGAGCCGCCCUCGAACAAUUCCUUUCAAGUCCUGGAACUGAACUAUGCUGUGCCGCCAGCAAAAGAUUCAAAGGCCAGUAAUAUGGCUGAUAUAUCGCCUCCUUAUUCUGUUAACAUAGCGCGCAACUCGGUAUUCCAUGCCGACUACAAGGCCACGCCUGUAAAGCCGUCUAUCCUCGAACAGUUGCCGGCGACCUCGGGCAGUGCGAAUACCAGUUUUGAGCUGGACAGCGCCGACGAGCAGGCUGUGGAGCGGGUGCGACGUCAAACGGAUCAGAGGUUGUCGCGCUACCUCAAGAACUACGGCGAUCUGGCCACCAAGCAGCACCAGAAGUUGCAGCAGUUGGAGUUGCAGCGCAGCAAGAGCGAAUCACGGCAUCGAGGCACUCAAACGACACCUCAAUCGCUGGGUAGACGUGAUGUGGUUCUCAGGGAGGCGGCUGGUCACAAUCUAUCAAUGCCUCUGCUGCGCGAGAUGCCCAAAAUGACGCGGCAGGAGACCGGAGCACCCUUGGCUCAAAAUGGGCAGCGAAAGAUGGACAAUCUCAAGAAGCGUUGGGAGGUCCCUGCCGUGCAAAAGUUCACGGUUUCAACAUCAUCUCCUAAAAUCCUAACCCAAGUAGGAGCUAUAAGAAAACAGUUACAGGCAGCGCGAUUUUUUGAUGAUGUUGUUGAUGCGGAAGACUAUUAAGGAUAGGUCAACCACUCCUUUUUUUAAACAAAAAAAAAACAUUGUGCUUGACUCCCGUUUUAUCCGAGCAAAACGAAUUUAAUUCUUUUUGAUGUCUUCACAUUUAAAACCACCUUUCACUUUAUAAUUUCACUUUAACUCAUUUUGUAAACAACUCAUGUAGUUAUAGCUUUAUAGUGAGCUGAUUCCAAGUGCUUCGGCUGUUUCAUUCAGCAACUUUAAUACAUAAGCCAUAAAGUUUGUUAACGUUUAUUGUUCUUUUUUUACGAAAAUUUAUUAACUACGAAUGUGUUAAUUAAAAAGAUACAAUUAAAGACAAACUUGCCUAAACAAUUCAAA